Messenger RNA from Rhea pennata, 4322 nucleotides. It is a transcript of the gene POLR1B, whose product is annotated as RNA polymerase I subunit B. The record is from RefSeq and is a predicted model, not a curated record. Gene Ontology annotation, biological process: DNA-templated transcription. Gene Ontology annotation, cellular component: nucleus; RNA polymerase I complex. NCBI's taxonomy places the organism in Eukaryota, Metazoa, Chordata, Aves, Rheiformes, Rheidae. The coding region runs from base 199 to 3351 and encodes 1050 amino acids. The transcript is spliced from 15 exons. Gene Ontology annotation, molecular function: DNA binding; ribonucleoside binding.
CACCGGCUGCGCCCGUGGCCCCGCUACCGGCCGCGCGGCGAGGCCCGGCGCGACCUGCCCGGCGCCCACCUCGACUCCUUCAACUACGCCAUCAGCGAGGGCGUCUACCGCGCCGUGCAGGACCUCUACCCACUGGAGUUUGCUCUCAAAAGCGAUCGCAUCUUGCUAGCUAUUGUUGGAAUUUCCAUCUCUCCUCCAAUGGUGCCAAAAGGGACCAUCUGUCAGGAUAUGAAGAUUUACCCAGCAGAGUGCAGGGGCCUCCGAAGCACAUAUCGGGGGAAAAUAACUGCUGACAUCAGCUGGUCGGUGAAUGGCAUUCCACAAGGGACCAUUAAACAGCCCCUGGGGUAUAUUCCAAUCAUGGUGAAGUCUAAAUUGUGCAACCUCUAUAAUCUUUCUCCACAAGAGCUCAUCCAACACCAUGAGGAAGAGGAGGAAAUGGGAGGCUACUUUAUAAUUAAUGGCUUAGAAAAAGUUAUUAGAAUGUUGAUCAUGCCCAGGCGAAAUUUCCCUCUUGCAAUGACAAGACACAAGUGGAAAAACAGAGGCCCUGGUUUCACAGAGUAUGGAGUAGUGCUGCACUGUGUUAAGGAUGAGCACACUGCAAUAAAUAUGAACCUUCACUAUUUGGAAAACGGUUGUGUGAUGGUGAACUUCAUUUUUCAGAAAGAGUUGUUCUUCCUUCCGUUGGGGUUUGCUCUGAAGGCACUAGUUAAUUUCUCAGACUACCAGAUAUUUGAGGAGCUGGUCAAGGAGAAUGAAGGUGACACCUUUUAUGUGAACUGCAUUGCUGAAAUGAUGAGAGCAGUAGUGGAUGCGGGCUGCUUUACACAGCAGAAUGUCCUUGAAUACCUGGGAAAGAGCUUCAGAGUAAAACUUAACCUUCCUGAGUGGUACAGCAACAAAGAGGCUGCCGAUUUCAUUUUGAACAAGUGUAUCUGCAUACACUUGACAAACAGAACUGAAAAGUUCUACCUGCUUUGUAUGAUGACUCGGAAGCUGUAUGCCUUUGCCAAAGGGAAGUGUAUGGAAGAUAAUCCAGACAGUCUGAUGAAUCAAGAAGUGCUUACCCCAGGACAGCUUUUCCUUAUGUUCUUAAAGGAGAGGCUUGAAGGCUGGUUGCAUUCUGUUAAAUUUGUUUUGGAGAAGAGAACAGAAAAGGCAGACAUCAGUAUAAACUCAGACAGCUUAAUGAAGGCAUUCGGACUGGCAACAGACUUUACCAAGCCAUUUGAAUAUCUGCUUGCGACUGGUAACCUGCGAUCUAAAACCGGCCUAGGCAUGCUGCAGGACACCGGUCUGUGUGUGGUGGGAGACAAGCUGAAUUUUGUUCGCUACCUUUCCCACUUCCGCUGUAUACACAGGGGGUCAGCGUUUUCCCAGAUGAGAACUACGACUGUACGCAAACUUCUGCCUGAAUCCUGGGGGUUCCUGUGCCCUGUGGACACCCCAGAUGGAGAGCCCUGUGGUCUGAUGAACCACAUGACGGCUGUGUGCGAAAUAGUGACAGAGAUGGUGUCUGUGACAGACCUUCCACCUUUGAUAUGUUCCCUAGGUGUCACUCCCAUUGAUGGGACUCCAAGCAGGCCUUAUGCAGAGUGUUACAGAGUUGUGUUGGACGGUUCUGUGGUGGGCUGGGUGGAGCAGGAGCUGGCUCCGCAGAUUGCAGAAACUCUCCGGCGUUUCAAGAUAACACAAGAGAAGAGAUUUCCUGCACGGGCAGAAGUGGUCCUUAUCCCCAUGACAGGAAAACCUAGUCUAUACCCUGGGUUGUUCAUUUUUACUACUCCUUGCCGGAUGGUGCGGCCUGUCAGAAAUCUGUUCUAUGGAAGGAAAGAAUGGAUUGGUACCCUGGAACAGAUCUCCAUGAACAUUGCCACCCUGGAGUCAGAGGUUGUGCCUGGAGUGACUACUCACCAGGAGCUCUUCCCUCACAGCAUCCUGAGUGUGGUGGCCAACCUCAUCCCCUUCUCCGAUCACAACCAAAGUCCGCGAAACAUGUACCAGUGCCAGAUGGGAAAGCAAACCAUGGGGUUUCCAGUUUAUAACUACAAGGACCGCUCAGAUAACAAGCUGUACCACCUUCAUACCCCCCAGAGCCCCCUGGUGAGGCCCAGCAUGUAUGAUUACUAUGAUAUGGACAGCUAUCCGAUUGGUACCAAUUCAAUUGUGGCUGUCAUCUCCUACAGUGGCUACGACAUGGAGGAUGCUAUGAUUGUGAACAAAUCUUCUUGGGAGAGAGGGUUUGCCUAUGGAAGCGUUAUCAAAGUGGAGAGCAUUGACCUUUCCCUUAGAGCCAACAGGGGAGGCGACACCUUAGUAUUUGGUAUCAAGCCUGGUGACGCGAACCUUACAGAGAAGUUAGAUGCUGAUGGACUACCUUUUGUCGGCUCCAUCCUGCAGCCAGGGGAUCCGUUCUACAGCUUCAUGAACCUCAGCACAGGGGAGACCUUCACCGUGUACUAUCAGAAUAAAGAAAUCGGCAUUGUAGACAACAUCAGGCUGUGCAGUAAUGACCGUGGCACUGGCAAAUUCAAGAAGGCUUGCAUCACUGUCAGAGUUCCCCGAAAUCCAACUGUGGGAGACAAGUUUGCCAGCCGCCAUGGACAGAAAGGCAUCCUAAGCCAGCUCUGGCCAGUUGAGGACAUGCCGUUCACGGAGAACGGGAUGGUUCCAGACAUCCUCUUCAACCCUCACGGGUUUCCCUCCCGUAUGACCAUUGGGAUGUUAAUCGAGAGCAUGGCAGGGAAGUCCGCAGCGCUGCAUGGGGUCUGCUAUGACGCCACUCCCUUCACCUUCACAGAGAAGAACUCCGCUCUGAAAUACUUCGGUGAGACAUUACUGGCUGCAGGUUAUAACUUCUUUGGGACUGAGAAGAUGUACAGCGGAGUCAGCGGCCUGGAGCUGGAGGCAGAGAUCUUUGUGGGAGUCGUGUACUACCAACGCCUGCGCCACAUGGUCUCAGAUAAAUUCCAGGUGAGGACUACAGGGCCCCGAGACAGCGUCACCAACCAGCCUGUGAAGGGGAGGAAUGUGGAAGGUGGCAUUCGCUUUGGUGAGAUGGAGCGUGACGCUUUGUUAGCUCACGGCACAUCUUUCUUGCUGCAAGACCGCCUGUUCAACUGCUCCGAUGGCUCCGUAGCCUAUGUCUGCACAAGCUGUGGAAGUAUGACAUCCCCUCUGCUGGAGCAGCCUCCGCCUUCGUCCUCUGUGGCAAGCAACAGAAGAUACUCGUGUUCUGUCUGCAGCGAGGCUGAUGCCAUCGAGGUCGUCCCUGUGCCGCACGUCUUCCGCUACUUUGUGGCCGAGUUGGCAGCCAUGAACAUAAAAACAACGCUCAACGUGGAGUAGCUCCGUUGUCAGGCACAGUGAUUCCACUGCUGGCAGAGAGGGAGCGCCCGCUACACACAUCCUGCGUUUUCUCCUUAAGGGUUUCAAGUGUUAAGUUGGUUCUCAGGUUCUUCAGACAGUUGUGAGAUUAGUUUAAUAUUUGUAUUGGGAUGGGGCAAUCUGCUAAGCUGCGUUGCAAAGAACUGCAGCGCUGUGGAAGUUCGUUUGCACUUGGUAAAGGAUCACUGGUUACUGGGAUGUGGAGUAUGGAAACCAAGUGGUACCGCUGCUCCCACGAGGCUGCUGGGUUGAAAGCAGUGGGGGUUCUCCAUUCACUGGCUGCAGCUGUGAAGAUGAACAGGUCGUAAAACAGCAUGAAGUGAAUGCUGGAAAGGAACCAAAGAAGAUAUUUUUGUUGCUUUUUAAAUAGAGGGGGAAAAAAAACUUUGCAAAACGUAUGCCUUAAUGAUGGUUGCAUGCUAAAGUGAUUGGACCUGUUUUUCUUUUUUUGUUGUUGGUGGUUUUUUUUAUUUCAUUGCAUAUGCCUUGAAACUCAAGAAGAAGGGUGCUCAGCUGCAGUGCCGAAAGUUGCAGCAUCGAGGGUAAGACAAACCAAGAUCAUUGAGCCAAGGCUGUCCCAGGCGCAUUUUGACACCAUCAAGCUUAGCGUUGCACUGCUUUGCGGUCGUCGUCAUGUCGGGCUGAAGAGGAAAGCAGGUGCCUUCUCAGCAGCUCUUGGGCGCCGCUCGCGCACCGGCGUCCAUGCCCCAGGACAGGAAAUCGCAUCCAGCGGAAGCUUUGCCUUAAUGCUCGGCGCGCGAGCGGGCCGUGGGGGCUGCCGGCCGGGGCUGGCAGCCUUGUUCCGCUCUCCCCGGCAGCACUCCUGGCUGCUGCCCCGUGCCUGCGGGCUUGGUGCAAGCGCGCGGAAGGGACGUUUUGUACCUCUUGUUCAGAGACGUUUUAUAUGUUUCUUAAAAAAAAAUAACCCAAAA